Trichoplax adhaerens is the source of this 1542-nucleotide messenger RNA. RefSeq lists its product as uncharacterized. Gene Ontology annotation, biological process: sodium ion transmembrane transport. Gene Ontology annotation, cellular component: membrane. The record is from RefSeq and is a predicted model, not a curated record. The transcript has 6 exons. The coding region runs from base 1 to 1542 and encodes 513 amino acids. Lineage: Eukaryota; Metazoa; Placozoa; Uniplacotomia; Trichoplacea; Trichoplacidae. Gene Ontology annotation, molecular function: ligand-gated sodium channel activity.
AUGGGUUCUAAAAGCGAAAAUCCGCGCAAAGUAUCUAAUGGUCAAACAGAUAUAGUAUCAUUUGAUCUAGAGGAAAACUUUGCUACUUCAACAACUUGCCAUGGCGUUGCCCAUAUCUUUGAAACUAAGGGAUCUCGUCGUAGCAUGUGGUUUGGCAUUACAUUAGUUUCGACUAUUGCUUGUCUUGUCCAAUGCUGUAUCAUUGUCUACGAUGCCUCUUUAUAUCCAACACGCGUUAAUAUCAAAGUCAAAUACAAUACCCAGUCUUUAUUUCCAUCAGUUACCCUUUGCAAUACCAAUUUAAUAGCUAGCAUAGACAAUACAAGAGAAGAGUUAAAAUAUGCAAUGUUGCUCUAUCGGCAUUACUAUGCCAAAAAUCAAAUAACGCACCAAGAGUUGCAGAGCGCCGAAAAUUAUUUCAAUCGCGUUUAUGGCAAAAAUUUCAGUCUUGAAGAGUAUGUUGCAAGAUAUCGAUUUAAAGCAGAAGAUAUGAUUGUGUCUUGUCAGUGGGGAGAAGAACCUUGUGGAUCGGCUAAUUUUAGUCAAGUAAUUACUGAUUAUGGCACUUGUUAUACCUUUAAUUCAGGUCAGAAAGGAUAUCCUUUGCUAUAUCAGACAAUAAGUGGAUCUUCCCAUGGCUUGCGAUUAGCGAUUAAUGUACAGCAAUAUGUUUAUCCCACAUUACCUUUAUCAUUUCUAACACCUGAUGCUGGAAUUCGCCUUUCUGUGCACCAUUACAAUGAAAUAGCAAAUAUGGGUUCUCGUGGCGUCUUUGUGCCUCCUGGAAUGCAUGGUUAUAUUGCCAUUACCGACACACAUGUACUAUCUAAUUUAGGUCCUCCAUGGGGUGAAUGUGGCCAGAAAAAUCUUCAAUACUUUCGCUAUUAUUCACGCAGUGCUUGCAGACGAGAAUUUGAAGCCAAUCUAGCUGCUCAGCAAUGCAACUGUAGCUAUCAGCAAGCAACAGUUAAUACAGAAAACAAAAAAACUUUGAACUCAUUUUGUCCGUAUCCAUGCCAGCAAACUGAAUAUCCAAUCAUCUUAUCUUACGCCGGUAUUGCCACCAAUGCCAUAAUUGAUUCGAGUAGUCAUAAUGGCAAGUUGGCCAAUUUAUUAGAUUCGGUAAAGAACGAUCCCUCAAAAUACCCAAAUUAUACCUCAGAAGCCUUUAUUCGAGAAAAUUUAAUUUAUUUGGAUGUCUACUUUCGAGAGCUUAUAACAUCAACAACGACGGAGUCUAAAGCAACAGGAUACGCCCAAGUUUUAAGUGAUGUAGGAGGUCAAUUAGGAUUAUUUAUUGGCGCUAGUAUCAUCACUCUAUGCGAAAUUAUUACUUAUUUAUGUGAUCGAUGCGAGAGAAAAAAGCGAGAGAAACGAGAGAUGCGUAUCCACCGGCAAUCUCAGAUGAUAAGGGAUAUCAUGCAAGUAGGAGUAGAGAAAAAAGAUCUUCAAACAGAGACUAAACCCAAUAAAAAUAAUGAUUUUGUAUUUAAUACUAGCGAAGAUGGUCAAGAAACAUCUUCAACCAAUCCCAACGUUUAG